Hyalella azteca is the source of this 1748-nucleotide messenger RNA. Its product is annotated as zwei Ig domain protein zig-8. Gene Ontology annotation, biological process: synapse organization. The record is from RefSeq and is a predicted model, not a curated record. Bases 304 to 1530 code for a protein of 408 amino acids. Gene Ontology annotation, cellular component: neuron projection membrane. NCBI's taxonomy places the organism in Eukaryota, Metazoa, Arthropoda, Malacostraca, Amphipoda, Hyalellidae. The transcript is spliced from 7 exons.
CAGUUUCUCAUUUUAUAAAUCCGAAUCAGGCUCUGACAUUUCUAAAAAGAAGAUUACGUCAUUUUUAUUAAAAACUGCAGAGUGUAUUUAUUAUACCUCGUCUUGCUAUGUCAGUUACAUGGCCAUGAGAACUACCAUCAAGCUGUAGUGGUCUGAUACGUUUCUAAGCGUAACUAUGAUACCGUCACUUCCAACAGUCAAUUAAGUCUGCGUUUAUUGCAAGACCUCGACUUAUGACAUUACCCUGCACGACAUCGUGUGUCGUGAGCUCUGAAAAUCUCGGUCGUUUCUUCAGGAAGACCGAUGGAUGCAACCAGACUUUGGUUCUGCGUCGCUUCUCUGGUGCUGCUCUGCCGAGCUCGGGAUACGAACGCAGUCGUCGCGUACGAAUUCGUAGGCAGCCAUGACGUGGACACGUCACCACCAGGUUCUGACACGGCAAGACUUCUCUUCAAGAAGUCACCAGUCGUGACCGACAGCCCGCCUCGUCAGUCUCACGUCAAGCCUCGCGCUGCCUCACCCGCCCCUCCCCACCUCACCACCACCGUCUUCUCCAACACACUUGCUGGUCCGGGUCUGGCAGCCAUGUUUACUCCACCUCCGAGUUUUCAGAAUAACGACAUAAAGCCGAGUUUUGCGGACACCACCCCAACCAACGUGACCGUCAUCCGCGGCAGGAUGGCUGAGCUUAAGUGCGCAGUCAACAACCUCGGCACAAAGUCCGUUUCGUGGGUUCGUCACGAAGACAUUCACGUUUUGACAGUCGGGAGAAUCACAUUUACGAACGAUGAUCGAUUCGUGGCCCACAACACGCCAGGGUCCAACGUUUGGUCGUUACGAAUCAAAUUUCCGCAAAUCCGUGAUACUGGAAAAUACGAAUGUCAGGUGUCGAUCCGACCACCGCUGGCGCGAGUUGUGCUACUCAACGUUGUAGAGCCGCAGGCUGUGAUCACCUCUGGGGAGCAGCUGUUCGUGGACCGCGGUUCCCCCCUGAACAUCACGUGUGUGGUACCCGACAGCCCUGAGCCUCCCAGGAAUGUAUUUUGGUACCAUCAGAGCAAGGUGGUGACGUUCGACGGGUCACGGCAGGGCGUGAGCGUGAGCACGACGAAGGGCGCGACCACGACCAGCAUCCUCAGGAUCGAAGACGUCCGCCUUCAGGACUCCGGUGUCUACAUCUGCAGUCCCGAGGGCAUGCGCGAGGCCUCUGUUACCCUCACCGUCCUGCACGGUGAACUGCCCCAGGCCAUGCAGACGGGCUCGACGUGCCGCGCGUGCUUCGGAUCGCACGUUCUGCUCACGCUCAUCGUGACGUACCUCGUGGGGCUGCCGGCCGUAGAAGCCUUGUCGUGCGUCGCUGCCGUGAGAGUGUCGUACCGUGUUAAGUCGACUCUUAUGACUGCACCUUGUUCUUCACAACAAAGUUUUCAAACGAAAAAUUUCUCCUCAGGAAAAAACUUCACCUUCCCCAAUGAUAAAAAGAAUGCACGGUUCUUCUUGACGGAUAAUCUUCGUCAGUGUAUUAGAUGACUCGCUUGCCGGGCUGAUGCCCUGGCUAAGGGAUCCAUGUAAUUAUGUUGGCCAUCGAUGAUAGUUUAUAAUGAAAAGAUUAUCGCGUAAUGUAGUUUAGACUUAAAAAUGAUUGUUCCAUGAAAUUUAUUUGAUGUGGUGCUAUCCCGUUUGUUUCAAUACAAAGCAUUCAAAAUAUGUCAAAAUAUCCGUUUGCUAAACCUAUUAAAUGUUUACCA